GUAGAGACCAAUUUCUAUUUUCCUCCACUCAUAAGAAACCCCUAUCUGCCACGCAAAAGCCAAAUAUAAACUACUACUACUUCAAAGUAACAACUCAUCAAUAUUACUAUACAUUCUCACUCAAAUAACACUUUAGUCAUAUUUUACAUCUCUCGAGUUGGAGCUAAACCCACCUUCUAAUUACCCAUUCAAGCCAUUCUAAGGUGAGGAUGGCUCAGAUCUUAGCUCCGUCAGUGCAAUGGCAAAUGAGAUUCACAAAAAAUUCUACCGAAGUAAGUUCAAUGACAUCAAAGAUGUGGGGUUCUCUAUUCCUGAAACAAAACAAGAAAGCACCAGCUAGAAGUUCUACCAAAUAUAGAGCAUUAGCAGUGAAGUCUGAGGAUGGCACCAUAAAUAGGAUGGAAGAUCUACUAAAUUUGGAUGUAACUCCAUACACCGAUAAGAUCAUAGCCGAGUAUAUAUGGAUAGGAGGAACUGGCAUUGAUGUUCGAAGCAAAUCAAGGACAAUCUCAAAGCCAGUUGAGCACCCGUCUGAGCUACCAAAAUGGAACUAUGAUGGAUCAAGUACUGGGCAAGCACCUGGAGAUGAUAGUGAAGUAAUUUUAUACCCUCAAGCAAUUUUCAAGGACCCUUUCCGUGGUGGUAACAACAUCCUCGUCAUAUGCGAUACCUACACGCCCCAAGGAGAGCCUAUUCCUACAAAUAAACGCCACAAGGCUGCUCAAAUAUUUAGCGAUGCGAAGGUUUUAGGUGAAGUUCCAUGGUUUGGAAUAGAGCAAGAGUACACCUUGAUGCAACAGGAUGUAAACUGGCCUUUGGGAUGGCCUGUUGGAGGCUAUCCUGGUCCUCAGGGUCCAUAUUACUGUGCUGCUGGAGCGGAUAAGUCAUUUGGCAGAGACAUAUCUGACGCUCAUUAUAAGGCUUGCUUAUAUGCCGGAAUUAAUAUUAGUGGCACAAAUGGAGAAGUUAUGCCUGGCCAGUGGGAAUUUCAAGUGGGUCCCAGUGUCGGUAUUGAAGCUGGCGAUCACAUCUGGUGUGCCAGAUACCUCCUGGAGAGAAUUACUGAGCAAGCUGGGGUCGUUCUCACACUUGACCCGAAACCAAUUGAUGGUGACUGGAAUGGAGCAGGCUGCCACACCAACUACAGUACAAAAAGUAUGAGAGAGGAGGGAGGCUUUGAAGUAAUUAAGAAAGCAAUCUUAAACCUUUCACUUCGCCACAAAGAGCACAUCAGUGCAUAUGGAGAAGGAAAUGAGAGAAGAUUGACAGGAAAGCAUGAAACUGCGAGCAUUGACAGCUUUUCUUGGGGAGUUGCUGACCGUGGUUGCUCAAUCCGUGUGGGGCGUGAUACUGAGAAGGAAGGCAAAGGUUACUUGGAGGAUCGGCGCCCUGCUUCAAACAUGGACCCAUAUGUUGUGACUGGUUUACUUGCUGAAACUACAUUACUGUGGGAGCCAACACUUGAAGCUGAAGCUCUUGCUGCACAGAAACUAUCUUUGAAUGUCUAGAUUCAGUUCAAGAUAAAUUUACAUUUUCCACAAAAUUCAUUGUCGUCAGUUGAACCGCCUCCUGCUUUCUUUGGAUCAUUAGUUGAUAAUUUCUGUAAAUAAAGGGAGCCCCAGUGGUUAACCUUUCCUUCUAUUAUGAAAGACAUUCUUGGAGGUCAUUAGGUGUUCAAAAGAAUAAUUAUGAUGAUUUUGAGAAUACUCUACCCGGAAGCAAUUGUCAUCAAGUUCUGAGCCUGAAUUUUUUUUAUUUAA
Molecule: messenger RNA, 1760 nt
Organism: Daucus carota subsp. sativus
Lineage: Eukaryota; Viridiplantae; Streptophyta; Magnoliopsida; Apiales; Apiaceae
Product: glutamine synthetase, chloroplastic
Exons: 14
Coding region: 210-1508 (432 amino acids)
Cellular component (GO): cytoplasm
Molecular function (GO): glutamine synthetase activity
Source: RefSeq, a predicted model, not a curated record